AUGCUGCCCGAGAGCCGCGCCUUCCGGCUCCCCGGCCCGCUGGGCUGGCUGCUGAAUCUGCUGGGCAUCGCCUACACGCUCGUCACCACGGUGCUGUUCGUCUUCCCGCCGGGCCUGCCGGUGAACGGGUCGAAUAUGAAUUACUGUGUGGUGGUUUUUGCGAUUAUUGUGGGCGUCAGUUUGGUGCAGUGGUGGGUGGAUGGGAGGGAGAAUUAUAAGGGGCCGAGGGUGGAGGAGGGGGUGUUGGCAAGGGUCAAGGUGGUGGGAGUGGGGGUGGGCGUUGGUGAUGGGGAGGAGGAGGACAGGUUGGCGUCGCGCCAGAGCCUGGUCGGUCGGAUGGUGGGGAAUGGAGAUCAGGAGGAGACCAGAGGCGGGAAGGAGGCCGUCAAGGACAAGAUCGCUUCUGGGAAAGGAAUAUAA
Molecule: messenger RNA, 420 nt
Organism: Endocarpon pusillum Z07020
Lineage: Eukaryota; Fungi; Ascomycota; Eurotiomycetes; Verrucariales; Verrucariaceae
Exons: 1
Coding region: 1-420 (139 amino acids)
Source: RefSeq, a predicted model, not a curated record